Molecule: messenger RNA, 1086 nt
Organism: Penicillium samsonianum
Lineage: Eukaryota; Fungi; Ascomycota; Eurotiomycetes; Eurotiales; Aspergillaceae
Exons: 1
Coding region: 1-1086 (361 amino acids)
Cellular component (GO): fungal-type vacuole
Source: RefSeq, a predicted model, not a curated record
AUGCGAGUUCUACCGCAAGGGCUUGGGAAAGCCAAGCCGUCAUUCCUCCUGCUACUGUUUCUGGUCAUUGCCAUCGCUGCUCAAGUGUCUGCCGUACCGGCGGACGAUACAACAACGGAUACCGGUGCCGCUAAGACCACCGAUGAUCGCUCCACCACUCAAAGCACCUCUAGCGUGAGUGAGACAACGACAUCUUCAACCACUUCCAAAUCGACGUCAAGCUCUACUACCAGCACCACAUCCUCUUCUUCUACAAGCACGACCAUGGAUACAACCACCACAUCCUCCUCUUCCUCCUCCUCCACGACGUCCGACAGCACUACAACAACAUCAUCCGUCUCCACGACAACGGACUCGUCAACAUCCUCCUCCUCUACUACAACCGCCGGCGCUGUUGUGACGAUACCACCAACAGCGAACGCCCCAUAUAUGCAAGAGAGCAAUGCUCCCGAAGGCACAGUGUUCAUCGCCGUCGGCGCCGCGCUAGGGCUGAUCGGCCUAACUCUGCUCGCAUGGCGCGCAAUGGUCGCAUGGUCCGUAAACCGCUCAGUGCGGCGCGCCGCCGUAAUCCACGCCUCGGAAUCCAAGCGCCUCCUACGUGGCAGCAGAAAGAAGCGAUCAACCCCCUACUCCGCCGCCCCGGCGGUCGAGGUAUCCCUGGACAAACUCGGCGCCGCCACUCGCGCAAGCUACAAGCCCAACCGGGUCCCGAGCGCCAGCAGCGGUCUUUUCUUUUCGCCUACCGCUGGCGGUCCUACUGGAUCGCAUCACAAUCUGCACGCUACAGGAAGUACGGGAAAUCGUGCCUCAACAUACCUGCCUGCUGGAUACUACGCUGCUGCCGGUAGCUCCAACCCCGCGCCAAGUGGAGAGCUUCCAUAUUCGCCUACUGCUGGCCUCUCGUCGCCUUCCCUGCCUCCUGCUGGUGUCUACCAUGAUUCCCAUAAUCAGCGCCACUCUCAUGUGGGUGCCUCGACGAGUUCUUUGAACCUGAACCAGGCGCCGCAGGGUCGUGCUCCUAGCGCAUAUCUUGAGGAUUUGUUUGAGAGCCAUGCUCCUCACAGCUCUGAUUCGGGCCGUCGGUAA